UUGAACUAGUGCAGAAGUUUAUACCAUAGAUUAACCACAUGUUUAUACUACACGAACCAGAGUUUAGAAUAGUAUUUUAACCUUAAUUUUUUCAUUGUCGAUAAAUUAAAUAAUUUCAAAAUGUUUAAUGAAAUUAAAGAUUAUGGUUUUAUGAGAAAUGUAAUUAAUUCUCCGAAUAGACCUAUGGAACCAAGAAAUCAUUUUUCAAAAACACCUAUCAUCUACGACAGUUUAUUCUUUAUAAGCUUCAACACAACAGGAAAUUGUAUUCUUGGAUCGUCGGCAGUAGAUAAUACUUUUUGGGAAGGUACAUUAUUGUAUUUCGAAAAUGAUAAGGAAUUAGAACAGUAUAAUUAUUGUGGAUCUUAUAUUCAUAGCACUACUUCAGAUGGAAAAUUUAUCAAUGAAAAAAUGAUUGCAUUAGCAGAUGAUACAGGUCACAUAAAUGUACUGUCCAUUGAUGAAGAUAAUACUAUCAGAACUACUAAUUAUUUCCGACUUGCUGAUAGAGUUCCUCAAGUAGAUGUUUGGGAUAACUCUUCUAGAAUUUUGGGAUGUGGCAGCAAGUCAAUUUAUAUUUUCGAUUUCAAAUCAAGUGAUACAAAACCUUUGCAAAGAUAUGAGUGGUUUCAUUGUGAUACAAUAAAUUGUGUAAAUACAUUAAAAAAAGACACAAACUUAUUUCUGUCAGGAGGGAGAGAUAGAUUAGCUUGUAUUUGGGAUAUGAGAGAUCCUGUUGCUGCAUCUUUACUUUACACAAAUGAAUUUUCAUCUGUCACAAGUAUAGCAUGGAAUCAACAGGAUAACAAUUACAUAGUUACAGGUACACAGGCAGGUGAUGUGUAUCUUCUAGAUAAAAGGGAACCAAAAGAAUUUUUAUCUGUACUCUAUUGCUUUUCUGCUCCAGUUAAUAGAAUUUGCUUCAAAGACAGUUCAAAUUUUGCAGUUUGUGGGGAUACAAAUGAAGUUUUGAUUAUUAAUUCCAAAACUAGCGAUUUAGAUAUUGUUUAUAGAAAUGAAAAACAUCAAGGCCACGUCAAAGGUUUGGCUUGGUAUAAUGAUGUUUUGUAUUCUUGUGGAUUUAAACAAACCUUAAUCAAACAUGUAAUUUAAUAUAUAUAAUAAAAUAUAAAAUUUUGUAAUUU
Diorhabda carinulata is the source of this 1145-nucleotide messenger RNA. RefSeq names its product methylosome protein 50-like. Gene Ontology annotation, molecular function: protein binding. The coding region runs from base 121 to 1113 and encodes 330 amino acids. Gene Ontology annotation, biological process: oocyte axis specification. Gene Ontology annotation, cellular component: methylosome. NCBI's taxonomy places the organism in Eukaryota, Metazoa, Arthropoda, Insecta, Coleoptera, Chrysomelidae. The record is from RefSeq and is a predicted model, not a curated record. The transcript is spliced from 5 exons.